This is a messenger RNA of Adineta steineri, 1065 nucleotides long. The record is from the annotation of a GenBank genome assembly. Lineage: Eukaryota; Metazoa; Rotifera; Eurotatoria; Adinetida; Adinetidae.
AUGAUUAAAAAAUCCAAAGUUGACGAUACAAUUGCACGAGAUUUAUUAAAUCGUUUACAAAAAUCACGUAUUACACUUGGUAUCCUUAGAAAAACUGGUAUUGGAAGAACAGUGAAUAGUCUACGACGACUUAUUGCAAAUGAAGAUUUAUCAACUCUAGCUAAGAGUUUAUUAAGAAAGUGGAAAAAACUUAUACUAGAAUCUUCAUCCGUAUCAACAAAUAGUAAUUAUAAUAGACAACAAUCGCAAGAAACUAAUACAAAUACUAGCAAAACUGUUGAACAUCAAAGUUCCCAAACAACAUCAGAUGGUGAUAAAGCAUCACACAUCUAUGAUAAAAUUCAAUUAAAAUCUCGUGAACUUAUUACAGCUGAUCCUAUGGAAUUCGCUGCUCGAGUUGAAGAUGUUAUUUUUAAAGAAUUAAAAGACAUAGGUGUUAAAUAUGAGAAUCGUGUUCGUCGGCGAAUAUCAAAUUUAAAAGAUUUAAAAAAUCUCAAUCUUCGUACCAAUGUUCUUCUACGUAUUAUUACACUAGAACUUUUAGCUGUACUUACUGCUCAAGAAAUGGCAAGUGAUACAUUAGAAGAAGAAGAAGAAAGUGCUCUUAAUGAAGAUAUUGAUACUGAUCUUAUUCAAUGUGAAAGAAAUAAACAAAAUAUUUGUGGAUAUACAAAACCUCAAACACAUAGUGCUAAUGAGCCAAUGAGUUCAUUUGUUUUUUGUAAAAAUUGUGGUCAUCGAUGUGAAACAAUAUCUAUUAUUACUAUUCUAAAUUUACUUAAUGGUCGCAUAAAAAAACUUAAUCUUGAGAAUGAUGGUAGUACACGUUCUUGUGAAUGGCCUGAUGAUCAAAUGACUUACGAUGAGGUUCAUAAUCAACAUCUGACCGUUUAUUCUUUUACUGAUAAAAAACAUCAAACAUCAUUGUAUGAUUUUGAACAUCAGCCACUCGAUGUUAAACAAUUUGAAACAUUUGCUGAUUAUAUAAGCAAAUAUGGUUUGAACAGAAAUAGUACAGUUGUAUAUCUAUAUACAUCUGAAGUUAUGAAAUUGACAAAUAAUUAG